UCGCCACUCCGCUCCCACUCCAAAGCAAGCUCGCCUCCUCUCUCGCUCUUCUCCACUUCCGCCAUGGCCACCGGUAGCGCCUCGUGGUAGCUAUAGCUAGAGGCCAGAUCCCGCGGGGGGGAGCAGGGAGGGCGGGCUGAGCUUGCGGGGAGGCGAGGGCGCGCGGGGGCCAUGGGGGGCUGCCACGCCAAGCCGCUCACGCACGACGAGGGCGAUGGCUCGCCGCCGCACGCGCCGCCGGCCACGCCGCCGCCUCCCGGCUCGGCCGUUGGCACCCCGGCCGUGAAGAAGCCCUGGGCGUCGCCCUUCUUCGGGUUCUCGACGCCCAGCCCCAGCCCGGCGCACCACCUCUUCUCCUCGUCCAAGGCCUCCCCGAGGCGGUCCCCGGCCCCGGGCUCCGCGCCCACCACCCCGGCGAGGCGGCUCCUGCGGCUGCCGUUCCCGCCUCCGUCGCCCGCCAAGCACAUCCGCCAGGCGCUCGCCCGCCGGCACGGCCCCCCGCGGCCGUCGAUUCCCGAGGAGGGCGGCGAUGGGGACGGCGAGUGCGGGCGGGGGCUCGACAAGGGCUUCGGCUUCAACAAGGGGUUCGCGGCGAAGUACGACAUGGGCGACGAGGUCGGGAGGGGCCACUUCGGCUACACCUGCUCCGCGAAGAUCAAGAAGGGGGCGCGCAAGGGGGAGGCGGUCGCCGUCAAGGUCAUCCCCAAGGCAAAGAUGACGACAUCCAUUGCUAUAGAGGAUGUCCGAAGGGAGGUGAAAAUAUUGAAAGCUUUGGCGGGACACAAGAACUUGGUUCAAUUUUAUGACGCCUAUGAGGACAAUGAUAAUGUGUAUAUAGUAAUGGAGUUGUGUGAGGGAGGUGAGCUUCUGGAUAGAAUACUUUCCAGAGGUGGGAAGUACUCCGAGGAUGAUGCAAAAGCUGUCCUGGUGCAAAUAUUAAAUGUUGUUUCAUUUUGCCACAUUCAAGGAGUGGUUCAUCGGGAUCUCAAGCCCGAGAAUUUUCUAUUUACUUCAAAAGAUGAGGAUUCUCAACUUAAGGCUAUUGAUUUUGGGUUAUCAGAUUUUGUAAAACCAGACGAGAGGCUAAAUGAUAUUGUUGGUAGUGCUUAUUAUGUUGCUCCGGAAGUUCUGCAUAGAUGCUAUAGCACAGAAGCUGAUGUCUGGAGUAUAGGUGUAAUUGCAUAUAUCCUCCUUUGUGGCAGUCGUCCAUUUUGGGCACGCACUGAAUCUGGCAUAUUCCGUUCUGUUCUCAAAGCUGAUCCCAGUUAUAAUGAGGCACCUUGGCCUUCCCUUACUCCAGAAGCAAUGGAUUUUGUUAAGCGCUUGCUUUGCAAGGAUCCACGUAGAAGGAUGACAGCAGCACAGGCUUUAAGUCAUCCGUGGAUCAGAAAUUACAAUGACAUUAAGCUGCCACUGGACAUCCUUAUAUUCCGACUUAUCAAAGCUUAUAUCCGUUCCUCAUCAUUGCGAAAAGCUGCUCUGAGGGCUCUAUCCAAGACUUUGACUGUUGAUGAGCUUUUCUAUCUGAAGGGACAAUUUUCUCUGUUGGAACCAGACAGAAAUGGAUGCAUCACUCUAGAUAAUAUCAGAAUGGCCUUAACAAGAGAAGCCACUGAUGCUAUGAAGGAAUCACGAGUUCAGGAGAUUCUUGCAUCGUUGAGUGCUCUUCAGUACAGAAGAAUGGACUUUCAAGAGUUCUGUGCAGCAGCACUUAGUGUGCACCAGCUUGAAGCAUUGGAUAGAUGGGAGCAACAUGCCCGAUCUGCUUAUGAUUUUUUCGAGAAGGAUGGCAAUCGAGCUAUUGUAAUUGAUGAGCUAGCUUCUGAACUGGGUCUCAGUCCUUCAGUACCGUUGCAUGUUGUUCUGCAAGAUUGGAUCAGGCACACCGAUGGGAAAUUGAGUUUCCUUGGAUUUGUCAAGCUAUUGCAUGGCAUGUCCAGCAGGUCCCUGUCAAAGAUGAGAUAGCUGUUGAUAAUCUCUAACGGCAGCACAAAUUUAUGCUGCCUAGCACCUGCUGAAUCGGUCCAGGCAAGUUCACAGGGUGAAAGAAACACGAUUGGAGUCCACAGACCGAAGUUAAACAGCUUGUGCUAGCAGUGCUUGGUUUGUCACUAAUUUGAGUAUAGAGUUCAGUUUGUUGUCGCCUGUCUACUGAUCAUCAUCAUUUUAGUUGAUAGGAAAACGAGAAAAACCUCACCCAUGUCUGCAACAUGUGAUGUCUCUAACAGUCUUUAGGAUAGCCAUCCUGUUCAGUUGUUGGGACUGUCCCAUUUGUAUUGUGAACAAACAUUGUAAAAUUCCCUGGUUCCUCUGGAACUGAACCGAAGUCGCCUGCUGUAAGGAAGUAAGGAUCAUGUUUGAGGGUGGUGGCGUGGUGCAAUGCUGCCAUUACCAGUGUGAUGUUAUACUGAUUCAGAUUAAAAAAUGUGGUAUUUUUGUGGUGUUC
Messenger RNA from Oryza brachyantha (malo sina), 2446 nucleotides. RefSeq names its product CDPK-related kinase 5-like. Gene Ontology annotation, molecular function: ATP binding; calcium/calmodulin-dependent protein kinase activity; calcium-dependent protein serine/threonine kinase activity. Bases 172 to 1965 code for a protein of 597 amino acids. Gene Ontology annotation, biological process: peptidyl-serine phosphorylation; protein autophosphorylation; intracellular signal transduction. NCBI's taxonomy places the organism in Eukaryota, Viridiplantae, Streptophyta, Magnoliopsida, Poales, Poaceae. The record is from RefSeq and is a predicted model, not a curated record. The transcript has 11 exons. Gene Ontology annotation, cellular component: nucleus; cytoplasm.